AUGUCGGAACCACCUUCGCCAGACGUGACACUCGACGAUUGCGUCCCAUGGACCGAGCCGGAACUUUCUCGUCGAAACGCUAUCAAAUUGACGCAGUUUAAGCCGGUUGUCACCAGGAGUAUGCGCACCCGUGCCACUCGUCGUCCACGGGCUUUGCCCUUUGGGAUGACCAUGGAGGCGCCGCCAUCUCGAGAGGAGCAAACAAAAUGCUCGCUCCCCAGAGGCCACCUCCCUCACAAUCCAUCCCCUCUGCGAGAGGUACAUCUCGACUAA
Messenger RNA from Serendipita indica DSM 11827, 273 nucleotides. NCBI's taxonomy places the organism in Eukaryota, Fungi, Basidiomycota, Agaricomycetes, Sebacinales, Serendipitaceae. The record is from the annotation of a GenBank genome assembly.